CGCGUACGUUUGGUCGACCGUUGCAAGAUACGCUGCCAUUGCAACCAAGGAAUUAUUCCAAAUACGAAUCUGUGUUUCUGAUUCCCCUCGGCCACCUUUGUUUAUCCGUCGGAACAUCGCCGCGCAACCUCAUGCGAGCACCCGCAAUGAGCUUCACUUGAAGACUAAGUAGGGCUGGCCAUAAUAUAUCCAGCUCUGCAUCGUUGUCAUCUGCUACAACUCUUGCGCUCUCUCCUUCUCUCUCCGGCUUCCCCGAUUCGUCGCCUCCUCGUAGACUCCCUUCUUGGUAACCGGUUUCCACGUCUCGCAACGCGCUUCACAUUACACAACAUACCCAUACUUCGCUAAGAUGUCGACCUCGAUCUGGAACCCAGAGAAUAUCCGAGAUGUUGCGGAAUCUGUAGGGAUCGCAUCACUGUCGGACAAUAUCGUUGAUGAGCUAGCACGCGAUGUCGACUUCCGCUUGGCUCAGGUGCUGGAGGAAGCUCUCAAGUUCAUGCGACAUGGGAAACGGACAACCUUGACUACGCACGAUAUAUCUCACGCGCUCAAGAUCUUGAACAUUGAGCCGCUGUAUGGUUAUGAGGCUACCCGUCCUCUACGGUUCGGUGAAGCCUCACUUGGCCCUGGACAGCCCUUGUACUACGUCGAAGACGAGGAGCUCGACUUUGAGAAGCUCAUCAACGCGCCGCUACCUAAGGUGCCUCGGGAAGUCACCUUCACAGCUCACUGGCUUGCCGUCGAAGGUGUGCAGCCAUCCAUACCCCAGAACCCCACAACAGUAAACCAUGCAGACCUCUUGCCCAAGGGUCCCAACGCGAAUCAACAUCUAGCCGCGGCCAAUGGCUUGGAUAACGUCAGUGUAAAGCCGCUGGUAAAACACGUCCUUUCCAAAGAGUCACAAGAGCUGUUCGCGAAGCUAUCUUCUGCCCUCGUCGACGAAUCAAAUCCGGAAUGGCAGAACGCUGCUCUGGCAUCUAUCCAAACAGACCCGGGCAUCCACCAGCUUACAACCUAUCUUCUUACUUUCAUUGCUGAGAAGGUGACACACAGUAUGAAGAACUUGUUUGUCCUUCGCCAAAUGAUGCUCGCUACCAAUGCGCUUCUCAGCAACCAAGCGAUCUAUCUUGAUCCAUACGUCGCGUACAUGGUCCCACCUGUCCUGACAUGUUGCACGGGCAAGCACCUCGGACCUACCACCCAUUUACCCCCUUCCAAUGCCUCGUCGGAAACUCUGAACGGCAACGGUGCUAAUGGCACCAACAGCACUAUUCCACUGGCGCAUUAUGAUGUUCGCGACAUCGCCGCCUCCAUUCUCAGCAAGAUGUGCUUGCAAUACUCAUCUUCAAAUCAAGGCCUUAAAUCACGGAUAGCAAGGAUCUGCUUAAGGCAGUUCCUCGACCCUAACAAGCCUCUAGGCACUCACUACGGUGCUCUAAACGCCCUGCAGUUGAUCACCGGUGCGGAAGGAAUCAAGAUGCUAGUGCUACCAAAUCUGAAGAUAUAUGACAAGCUACUGAAAGACGCAUUGGCUGACGAAGUCAAGAGGCCUGAGGGGGAGAGAGUCCUUGCUCUGAUCUUGAAGUCGUUGGACUCGUUGGAGAAAUUACGAGGACCGACAAGAGCGAAUGGAGUAGCAAACCUUGAAAGCUUGAAGGAGCGCCUGACAGAAAGAAUCGGCGAGGUGGUGGCAGAGAAGAUCGUCUCAAGUGGCCGAUCAUCCGUAGCUCAGGUCAUUCUGGAAGCAGAUUUGAGCUUGUAGCUGGCACGUGAAUGAGACCCCGAUUGGCCAACAGGUUUUGGGAAGGACGGCGUCGAAAGGAAAUAUCAUGAUACCAAUGUUCAUUCAUCCUACAUUUUUAGUAUUCAGAAUAUAUCAAACCUCAUCUGUUAGACU
Molecule: messenger RNA, 1897 nt
Organism: Aaosphaeria arxii CBS 175.79
Lineage: Eukaryota; Fungi; Ascomycota; Dothideomycetes; Pleosporales
Product: TAF-domain-containing protein
Exons: 2
Coding region: 350-1762 (470 amino acids)
Biological process (GO): RNA polymerase II preinitiation complex assembly; transcription initiation at RNA polymerase II promoter
Cellular component (GO): SLIK (SAGA-like) complex; transcription factor TFIID complex; SAGA complex
Molecular function (GO): RNA polymerase II general transcription initiation factor activity; protein heterodimerization activity; transcription coactivator activity
Source: RefSeq, a predicted model, not a curated record